Molecule: messenger RNA, 1430 nt
Organism: Vavraia culicis subsp. floridensis
Lineage: Eukaryota; Fungi; Microsporidia; Pleistophoridae
Exons: 1
Coding region: 1-1374 (457 amino acids)
Biological process (GO): mRNA splicing, via spliceosome
Cellular component (GO): nucleus; precatalytic spliceosome; catalytic step 2 spliceosome
Source: RefSeq, a predicted model, not a curated record
AUGCGAACGGCUGUUUAUGAUGGAAAAGCGAUUCAAAGCGCAAUAUUAGAUGUGGAAGGUAACGAAGAAUCUUAUGCGCUGCCAUACAUCAUGUUAAAGGAAAACUACGAAUCGGCAAGAAAUACGGAGCAAAAUCUGCUAACCCCGAUUAUUUCUUGGCAGACAACGUGUUGGUGGUAUAUGGCGAAGAAGAUCAAGAAAGAUUCGUUUUAUUUAAAUGAUCACGCACAAAAGGACGUGGAAAAUGCUAAGUUGGGCUGUGAGACAGUUGGAAAGAGCGGUGGUGUGUGUCAACCAGGAAGGAGUGAUGCGAACUACACGGCUGUAAAGACACAAGAAUGGCAAAAUGGAGAUGCAAUAGGCGAUUCGCACGUAGAAGAUCUAAAUAUUGUGGUCAAAGGGGAUGUGAGCAACAUGCUUUUGGAUAAAUGCGGUGGUGUUAAGACGGUUGAGUUGUACAGGGCGGAUUGCAGGCAAAACUUGGAACUUUCCCCCGUUUCACCAAGUCGCAGUCCGUCUAAACGACAGAAAAAUGUGAAACUGAACAGAAAACGCAGAAAACAUCUUCUUCUACAGUCAAAGUUGGAGGAGCUGAAGCUUAUCGUGGACAAUCCUGCAACCGUGCACAUAGAGGACGUGAGUGCGCGCAACCCCAUUCUUCUCAACAAAUAUAAGAACAUACGGAAUGCAGUGCCUGUUCCGCCGCACUGGAAAGCAAAGAAAACAACUUUUUAUACACAUGAGAAGUACGAACCACCGUUUGUGAACGACGGAGCGCUCAGAAUGAGAGCGGCAUUCUACGAGCACACAGAAAAAAUGACUGAAAAACAAAGGGAAAGCGAAAAAAAAUACCCGAAGAUGACGGAUGAGUUUUUGCUACCGCAUGAAACGAUGAAGAAUAUGCUUAAGUCUGCAUACGUCAGCUCACGGCUACUGCGAGCCGGCAUACUUUACGAUUUGCACGAAGGUAUGAAAAUACCUAGAAGCGACAACCUCUUAGAAAAUAUAAGCACGGAGUUGAGAAAGGCGUAUGGCAUGAAGAAGCAUUCGCCGCCCCCUUGGCUGCACAACAUGCAACGUAUUGGUCCGCCGCCAGAUACCGCUUACAAGAUUCCCGGUGUGAACUGCGAAAUUCCAAAGAACAGCAAGUACGGAUAUGAUGAGGAUGGCUGGGGAAAGUUGCCCACGGAUAUGAAUGGCAAACAGAAGUAUGUGUAUGAUGCUGAUAGCCCAUUCAGCGAUGUGUACUUCUCGGACAAAUUAACGGAUCACGAUGAAAGGAACGAGACAGGAUGCGAAAUCAAGGUAGGUAAUGAAUUGCGCGAAGAUGUCAAGAGGAGGAAGAUAGAUAACAGCCAUGAUGCGCAUAUUUAGUGUUUAGAGACAUGCUAUGUGAGCAAUUAAAUGUCAUUAAAAAAGAUAUAGCACCG